CAGCGUUGUUGAAGUGAUUUCAGAUGAAUCCUCUUCUGUCAGGUGUUUUGUGCUCUAUAGAUCAAGCAUGGGGCCCGGGGCCACGGCACACACGCUUCUCUUUCUUAUGCAUUUCUCAUAUCUCUUCGGCUGUGAGGCAACACAACGAGUGACCGAAUAUAAUGUUGAUGGCGGUAAAGAGGAUCUGUUUGAUAUCAAUGAAGAUGCAGGUCUUGAUCUUUUUGAGGGAGAUAUUGUGUAUGAUGAAAAAUCGGGGAGAAAUUCUAUAAUUGGUGAUGAAUACAGAUGGCCAAAAGUGAUUCCUUAUUACCUUGAGGAUGAUUUGGAUAUCAAUGCAAAAGGUGUAAUCCUGAAGGCCUUUGAACAGUAUCGACUGAAGUCAUGCAUCGACUACAAACCAUGGAGUGGAGAAGAAAACUACAUCUCCGUAUUUAAAGGCAACGGCUGCUUUUCAUCAGUGGGGAAUCGGCGUGUCGGCAAACAGCGGCUGUCCAUUGGCAGUGGAUGUGAUCGUAUCGCGACCAUCGAGCAUGAGUUCCUCCACGUGUUAGGCUUCUGGCACGAGCAGUCGCGCUCUGACCGUGAUGAUUAUGUCUCCAUCAUCUGGGACCGCAUUACUGAAGGCAAGGAGCAUAACUUCAACAAAUACAACGACAGCACAUCAAGCACACUGAACGUUCCCUACGACUACAGAUCCAUGAUGCAUUACAGCAAGAAAGCCUUCCAGAGCGGCGCUGAGCCCACCAUCGUCACCAAGAUCCCGGCCUUCAGCGACGUCAUCGGUCAGCGCAUGGAGUUCAGCGACAGCGACCUGCUCAAACUCAACAGACUCUACAACUGCUCCAGCUCCUCCACAUUUCUGGACUCCUGUGAUUUCGAGUUGGAGAACAUCUGUGGAAUGAUCCAGAGCCGUGAAAAUGACGCUAACGCGAACUGGCAGCGUGUUUCCAGAGCCGCAGGCGGACCAGACACCGACUACACCAACAUGGGACGCUGCGACGGAAAGGGUUACUUCAUGCACUUCAGCACUGCGAGCGGGCCGGAGGGGAACAGGGCUCUGCUGGAGAGCAGGGUUCUUUACCCCAAACGUGGAUUUCAGUGUCUGCAGUUCUUCCUCUAUAACAGCGGCCACAUUAACGAUCAGCUGAGGAUCUGGACACGAGAAUACGACACCGCAAACCCCAACGGGACCCUGCGGCUCAUUCAGCAGGUUGAAGCACCUCCUGGUGACCAGUGGCAGCUCCAUCACAUCAGUCUGAAUGUCUCCAGAAAGUUUCGAGUGGUUUUCGAGGGAAUCAAAGGGAGCGGGAGCGCCGGCGGACUCUCGCUAGACGACAUCAACCUCUCAGAGACCAGCUGUCCUGAACACGUGUGGAGGAUCAAGGACUUCAAGAGCGUCCUGGAGAACACGCCGAUGGACGUCGCCAUAUACAGCCCGCGCUUCACGUCGAAAGACGGCUACAGCUUCCAGAUGGGCCUGUAUCCCGGCGGAAAAGCCGGAUACCCGGGAGAGCUGGGAGCGUAUGCUCACCUGACAUCAGGAGCCGGUGCAGUGGAUGACGGUCUGGUCUGGCCCGCACGCUGGAAACAGAUGACCAUGAUGCUGAUGGACCAGAACGCAGACAUUCGCAAACGCAUGAACAACCAGAGGAGCGUCACCACCGACCCCACCAUGACUGUGGAAGGAACUGACGAUUUUUUCUGGGACGAUCCACGUAAAGUAGGCGUGAAGGUAACAGAAGGCGACGGGACGGAGUAUUUCCGUGGUCCUGGCGCUGGAACGGCUGUUUUCCUCACUCAGGCCAGAGCGCUGAGCCGAGACUUCAUCAAGGGCGGAGACGCCAUCUUCCUCCUCACGAUGGAGGAUAUCUCUCAUCUGGUUGUUUCACAGCCCUUGCCCUCCACAACCACCAUUCCACCUGACAACAGCACCUCCUUCAGCACCUCCUCCAGCGCUGCUCCUCCUGACCCGUGUGUGUCCGUACACUGUGAGAAUGACGGCGUGUGUGUGCUGGACGCCGCAGGACAGGCCGUGUGCAGGUGUGUGGUGGGACAGGACUGGUGGCAUUACGGCGACAGGUGUCAGUUCAAGAGCUCGACUCAGAGCAGCGUGCUGACGGCUGCGGUGGCGUCUGUGGCCGUGUUUGUGUUCAUGCUGAUGGUGACGGUGGUCAGUGUGGUCUGUGUGAAGAAACAACAGAAGAAAGUGCAGCUGGAUGGAGAAGGAAUCACCAUGAAGAACGUGAACUCGUUCAAAAUAUGAAGAUCUGAACAUUUAUCUAAUGUACAUUAGGACUCGUUAAAAACAAACACUGCUUUGAUCGAAUUGAUGCUUUGAUGUCAUUAGUUCAGUGGCACAUUUGUUCACAUCUCAAUAUCAUCACAUUAGACAGCAAACAUGUGCAAAUGACAUUCACAUAGACAAAAAGACAAACACAAAUGUGUUACGCACACCACUCUGUCCCGAAGCAUGAAGUUAAGGUACAUAAUUCAUUCUAGGCUGGACGAUGGUGUGCUGUGUGUAUUGCAUAACAACAUAGACACCAUAAAACAUAAAAAAACAAUAAAACAAUAAAAGAGUGAAGAGAGAAAGUGACACUUUUAACAACCUUAUUAAAGUCUUUAAAGAAACUCUCCUUGCUCAAAAUAUCAGCAAUUAAAAUGAUAUUUUGUGCUGUUUGUUCCAAAUACAGUGACUUGAAAGAGCUCAUAUGAGACUGUGUUUAUUUCAGGAAUCAUAAGCUUGUUUAUGUACAUGUUCAGAAUAUGACAGGUAAGUUGCUGCAUAUAAAAUGACAAGACAAUUAAAUGAAUCAGACUGAGAAUCCAUAAUCAGGCUAAAUUACUUCUAGAAAUAUGUUUCUUAAUUAAAGAAACCUGGUCAAUUGACUGACAAUCUAAUGCAUUGUGUUCACACUCCUUAUAGCUCCAUAGAACAGCUUUCACUUUAUUUUUCCAAAUAAACCUGAACAACAUAAACAGAUUGGACAUUAUUUGUCACUAUAUAUGGGCCAUUCUACAGAACUGGUGCAAACUGCUGUCCCACAACCAAAAAAACACAUUUAAAAAGCAUUAAAAUAUUAUAUGUUUAUUAAGAUCCUUCCAUUAUCUAUUGAAACCCACAAUCAUUUUUAAAAUAUUCGUAAGAUUAAUAUAUAUAAAAUCAUCACUUAUUGGGUACUUUCAGUUGGAAGGAGGCUGUCCUGAACACUAACCCCUAAAUUUCAACUUAUGAAAAUGAGAUUUAAAUAAUUUUAGAAUUUUCUUCCAUUGUUGUUUUUAAAAGUAUCUUUUUGAUUAUUUUAAAAAGUAAAGUUUAUAUAUAUAUAUAUAUAUAGUUUUUUUCUUUUUUUAUUUUUUUUCUUUGUAAAUUACUAUAAAAAUGUGUCCUGCAUUUUUCACGUCACUACCGAAAUGUCACUACCUAUAACCGUAUGUUCUAGUCCGUUGGCCGAGACUGAUUUUAACUACACCCAUACAUUGAUUAAUAAUCAGAAAAUAUUCCCGUGUCCCCCUCUCUCAUAGAUACAAAGUGUGAGUAGAUGGGUCUCAUCGUUUUAAGGGUAAAUGUGUUCAAAAGCAUGAAAAAUCUGUGUGUAACUUUAAGCAAUGUCACUAUCGAACACCUUUUUUCUGUGAUUACACACAUUUUCUUUUCAUUUAGUCAUUCCAAAGCAUUUACUUUUUAUUUGUGUUUAUAACUGUGCUAUCUAAAAUUCUCACUACUGAAACAUUUGGUGGAGUUUGGUAGUGACAUCUUUGUUUUUUGUGUGUUAUCCCAUAGAAUUGUCACGACUGAAACAUGUCAGCAUUGUUUGGUAAUUACAAAAGUAUUACAUGUUCCUCAUAUUUGGGGGAAACAGAAUUUUAGUACAGUUAUGCAAUUUUUUGUAUUCUAGUAUGUUUUAGUAUGUGGAUUAAAAUUCUGUAAUGUGAUGUUGUCGCUACCAAAGCAUUACUGUCACAACUGAAAAAGUGCUGUCACUUGC
Labeo rohita (rohu) is the source of this 3989-nucleotide messenger RNA. It is a transcript of the gene mep1bb, whose product is annotated as meprin A subunit beta b. Gene Ontology annotation, biological process: proteolysis. Gene Ontology annotation, cellular component: membrane. The record is from RefSeq and is a predicted model, not a curated record. Bases 68 to 2263 code for a protein of 731 amino acids. NCBI's taxonomy places the organism in Eukaryota, Metazoa, Chordata, Actinopteri, Cypriniformes, Cyprinidae. Gene Ontology annotation, molecular function: zinc ion binding; metalloendopeptidase activity; protein binding. The transcript is spliced from 14 exons.